Hippocampus comes (tiger tail seahorse) is the source of this 4186-nucleotide messenger RNA. RefSeq names its product protein associated with LIN7 1, MAGUK p55 family member a (gene pals1a). The record is from RefSeq and is a predicted model, not a curated record. NCBI's taxonomy places the organism in Eukaryota, Metazoa, Chordata, Actinopteri, Syngnathiformes, Syngnathidae. Gene Ontology annotation, molecular function: protein binding. The transcript is spliced from 17 exons. Bases 305 to 2308 code for a protein of 667 amino acids.
GACAGACAGGGGAGGGGGAGCGACGUGGAGGGCGGGAGACAUACGAGCUGCUGAGUAGAAGAAUCGAGCAGCGAACUUGUCCGAGCGAAACUGUGACAUAACGCCAGAAGAUCCACGACUGGUUGGAUGAAGCUUGCUGUUCUCGUCAGAGGAACGUGGGACGGCCUUGGAACAGCGCGAGUAUAGGCAACAUGGCUGCGUUGUUUACGGAGCUACCCUCCUAGAAAUCCUUGUAUCGUGACUUAUACCUGGGCAACCCUGAAAUCUGUGGGCAUACACACUAGUGACUCCAAGUGUAUGAGGGAUGACAACCUCUCAUCUGAAUGGACAUGUUGCUGGAGAAGGAGGAGGAAGAGGAGGAGAUGAAGAGCUGAGGGUAGGACAGCAGCACAGGGAAAUGGCCGUCGACUGUCCGGGAGAACUGGGGAGCCGGACACUGCCAGUCCGGCGAUCUGCUCAACUCGAGAGAAUAAGACAACAUCAGGAGGACUUGCGUCGACGUCGAGAGGAGGAAGGUCGGCAGCUGGAUCUGAAUGCUUCACUCAGGCUGAAGCAGCUCUCCCAGAAUCCUCACAUUGGCAUCGACAACCCCACAUUCCUUCAGGACACACACACGUCACAGCAACCACCACUGAGCAGUCAGCACACUUUGCUUGAGUUGGAUGAGUUGUUGCUGUCACUGAAGCAAGUCCGGGGCUGUCUAUCCGACCAGCAGAGUCAGAAUGACAUAGAGCUGGUCCUUGCACUACUUAACAAGUCAGAGUUCCAGUCUGCACUUAAGAUCCAUAAUGCAGUGGCCAACAACAUGCACAGACCCUCUCCCCCAUACCCACAAACACACCAGGCACUACAGCUGGCACUGGAGGUCAGAAAUCUCAGCCAGACAUGUCAGAACAAAGAAGGACUGGAACUCUGCAGUCUCCUAUCAGACAUUCGCCUCCAGUCUUUGCUUCUGGCACAUGACCGCAUCGCAGAGAAAGAAAUGGAACCAGAACCACCGACCAGCCAAACAGAGACACUGACACAAUGGGGAGAAGAGACUGUAAAGAUUGUUCACAUAGAGAAGGCCCGAGACAUACCACUGGGGGCGACGGUCCGGAAUGAAAUGGAAAGUGUGAUUAUCAGUAGGAUUGUUCGAGGAGGAGCAGCCGAACGCAGUGGACUUUUAGCAGAAGGAGAUGAAAUAUUGGAAAUAAAUGGCAUUGAAAUAAAAGGCAAAGAUGUCAACCAAGUCUUUGACAUUCUAGCGGACAUGCACGGCCUGCUGACCUUUGUACUCAUUCCAAGUACUCAGAGCAAACCUCCCCCAGUCAAAGAGAAUGUAGUUCAUGUGAAAGCACAUUUUGACUAUGACCCAUCAGAUGACCCCUAUGUGCCAUGUAGAGAGUUGGGCUUGUCCUUCCAGAAAGGAGAUAUUCUCCACAUCAUCAGCCAGUCUGACCCCAAUUGGUGGCAGGCAUAUAGAGAUGGAGAUGAAGAUAAUCAGCCUCUUGCUGGAUUGGUACCAGGGAAGAGUUUCCAGCAGCAGAGAGAAGCCAUGAAACAGACAAUAGAAGAAGACAAAGAGCCUGAGAAGUCAGGAAAGUUGUGGUGUGCCAAAAAGAACAAGAGAAAGAGAAAGAAGCUGCUUUACAACACUCAGAGAAAUGAUGAUAUUGAUGAGGAAAUUCUGACCUAUGAGGAGAUGGCCCUGUACCACCAGCCAGCCAAUCGGAAGCGGCCAAUAGCAUUGAUUGGGCCAACCAGCUGUGGGCAGGGCGAGCUUCGUCAGAGACUUCUGAAUAACCACCCUGAACGCUUUGCUGGGGCUGUACCUCACACAACGCGGAGCCGGCGAGAUGUAGAGCUCGGUGGUCGAGAUUAUCAUUUUGUUUCUCGUCAGAUGUUUGAGACCGAGCUGGCUGCUGGCAAGCUGAUUGAGUCCGGCGAGUUUGAGAAGAAUCUAUAUGGAACCAGCACGGACUCAGUGAGACAGGUCAUCAACACUGGGAAAAUAUGUGUACUUUGUCUACAUACUCAGGCCCUAAAGGUGCUGAGGAGUUCAGAUUUAAAACCAUACAUCAUCUUCAUAGCACCGCCUUCCCAAGAAAGACUCAGAGCCUUGUUGGCGAAAGACCAUAAGAACCCCAAGCCCGAGGAGCUACGGGACAUCAUUGAGAGAGCACGGGAGAUGGAGCAAAGCUGGGGUCACCUGUUUGACGCCAUCAUAGUUAACACAGACCAGGACAAAGCCUACGGCGAGCUACUAAGACUCAUCAACAAACUGGACACAGAACCCCAGUGGGUGCCCUGCUCCUGGUUGCGCUGACAUUCUCUCUCGCUCUCUCAAUCUCUCUUUCUCUCACGCACGUGCAGACAGACAUACGGUGCUUAACAAAUUCGAUACUCCACCACCUAAUGAAAGGUUUAUGCCACUGCUGCUCGAGAUAUUUUUUGAGGGCAUGUUAUAGUAGCACUUUGCUGAAUAUUCAUGAAUUUUCAAAUGUAGUUUCUUUUUAAAAAUGGCGAUAUUUAAUUAACAAGAUGUCAAGUCAUAGUGAAUGACUUGCAUUUCCGAAUAGAAAAAAAACGUUUUAGUGAUUGAAAAAUAUGCUUGAUCAAUUGAACUACUAUGAGAAAUUCCUCAUUUCGCUGCAAAAUACUAACAUAAGAGCACAUUGAAAUCGAAAGAAUCCACAAUAAAGCACCCGAAACAAGUAGGUGGUGGUGAUCCGAUACUUUUUUUCAAGCGCUGUGCGGUAUGUAAUUUUUUUAUAGCGUAAGUACACAGUGCCCGGACUAUUCAUUCAGCGGUGCUGUAUCAUUUACAAGGUACUUAGGGCACUGUUGGAGAAAUAGUUGUUGGUGUCAAGUGAACUCGCAAUCACUACAUACUACCUCCACUGAUCCAGUCACAUUCCAAUCAAAGCUGUAAUACUUACUGUAAAUGAAAAGCUUUGUCAGAUUAGAAGACUCCUUAAAUCAUUGUAUUCUUUGCAUUUUACUUUGAUGCUGCAUAGAAGAUGUCAGAAUGAAAGAUUUGCUAACAGUGGAUUUAGUCAGUUGCCAAGAGUAAUGAAAGCAAGUUCAUGUGUGUAUUUACACGAUUAAUGUCACACAAAGCAUUCAUUUGAACACCGAACAGAUUCUGCACUAUAUUGCACUGUCCUCUAUUUGUCACGCUUUUGUGCUGUCUGGCACAGUAAUCAUUCCUGAUGGCACCAAAACAUGGACCUUCAACAUUUUUAUGCAUUUUUUUAAGGGCAAUUUUUUUUUUCUUGCGAUGACCUCAUCCUGUUGUCAUUUCAACCAUCAUAAUUGAAUAUAUAAAUUAUUGAAGUGAAUUGUUUUUACUUGGUGCGGUAUGAAGAAUCCAUGUACACAGAUUUUUUUUUUUUUAGUUCCACCUAUUUGUUGUUUGUUUUUAUAAUGAAGUACUGGCUUGGCCGAUGUCCUGAGCACGCCUAUUGAUGAGGCCUAUUUAGUAGUAAAUGUGAAAAUCACUAUUGGGAUCUGUUAAUAUACACAAACAUUGAAUACAAAUUCAAGACUGUACAUGUACUGCUAUGUGACACGUGUUAACGAUACUGGAGGUGGUGAUUGAUAGCUCCCAAACCGCAGCCUUGUGAACUCGAAUGACUGACCGGUUGGGCAUGUAGUUUUGACAGCGUCCUUUUGAUAUUAAUAAUAUGAACACAGCACUUGAUAUUCACAUUCUUGGCUGACUGUUUUAUGUUCUCACUUACCUUCAACUCUGUCCCGUCUGAUCACAUUAUCAUGUAAAUGACCAAUGAGCCUUGAGGAGUGAAGGGCUGUAAAGAAAGCAUGAAGGUACAUUGUUGCAUUCCGAAAGGGCACCAGUUGCCAAAUAUAUUCCAUUUUGUGUGUCUGGAUGGGAGUGGAUAAAAAUGUCUCAGAGGACAAUGAAGUAUUAUGACCUGACACAAUAUGGCUGUUCUCACCGUGUAGAGCAUUUAUAUAUUUGUUGUAUUGAAAAUGGGUGUAUGAAGUCCACCAAUAGGAUUACAGGUUUCUCCUACUUCACCUCCCUACUUUAGGUCCAGGAUGAGGUGGGGGUGCGGAGAAGUGGGUUUGAGUAUUGAAUGUAAAAUUAAUUGAUGCCACCUUUAGUUUAUUUUGAUGUCACAUGCUUAAGAAAAAAGCUGUCAUUUUCUAUUGUUAUUCACAAUAAACAAAUAGUUGAUUU